Messenger RNA from Cyphellophora europaea CBS 101466, 2517 nucleotides. RefSeq lists its product as uncharacterized. Gene Ontology annotation, molecular function: DNA binding; DNA ligase (ATP) activity; ATP binding. NCBI's taxonomy places the organism in Eukaryota, Fungi, Ascomycota, Eurotiomycetes, Chaetothyriales, Cyphellophoraceae. Gene Ontology annotation, cellular component: mitochondrion; nucleus. Bases 1 to 2517 code for a protein of 838 amino acids. Gene Ontology annotation, biological process: DNA biosynthetic process; lagging strand elongation; Okazaki fragment processing involved in mitotic DNA replication. The record is from RefSeq and is a predicted model, not a curated record. The transcript is spliced from 2 exons.
AUGGCGCAAGGUCGUCAGUCAACCCUAGGAAAGUUUCUUGGGAAGCAGCAGAAUGGCACAAAGCCAAAGUCUCAGUCGACGCUAUCGUUCAACGGCAAAGACUCCAAGAAGCCUAAGGCCGAGCCCGUCGAGAACGAUAUUGAUAUGAGGGAUGAGGUCCCCUCGAAUGGUCAUCCCACGAGUGACGCGGAGAGCGACCACUCCGCCUCCAAAAAGCACAGUCGCAGCCCCGUUGAGGAGGAAGAGGAGGAUUCGGACGAUCAACCUGUAGUGAAGAGGAAGCGGGUCACGGCUCCCAGGGAGCCUGCGCCGAAGCAAGCUACACCCAAACGGUCAUCAGUUGCGAAAACUUCCCCCAAACCCUCCAAGAAAUCUCCGUCACCAGCUGUGGAAGAAGUCUCGGAGGAGGAGGAAGAGGCCUUGGAAAGUGAGGAAGAGAAGCCGAAGACCAGCAAGAAACAGGCCGCAAGCAUUCAGGCUAUAGUCAAGAGUGCUGGUAAAGACCCAUAUCCGGACUGGAAAGCAGGUGAUCCCGUCCCUUAUGCCGCUCUCUGCACCACCUUCUCCCUGGUCGAGCUCACGACAAAGAGACUGCAAAUCAUUGCGUAUUGCUCAGCCUUCCUCCAGCAAGUCCUGCGACUCACUCCCAAUGACCUCCUACCAACCGUCAUGCUUAUGCUCAACAAGCUAGCGGCGGACUAUGCUGGUAUCGAAUUGGGCAUCGGUGAAUCUCUGAUCAUGAAAGCCAUCGGCGAAAGUUCUGGUCGCUCUUUGGCUGUCAUCAAGGAGGAUCACCGGAAGAUUGGGGACCUCGGUCUGGUUGCUGCGAAAAGCCGCUCCAAGCAAGGCCAGAUGUUCAAGCCAAAACCGUUGACAGUCCGCGGCGUUCAUGGGGGCCUACUCGAAAUCGCCAAAAUGGAAGGACACGGCUCACAAGAUCAAAAAGUCAAGGCCAUUAACAAGCUCAUGGCUUCGGCAGACGUUUCCUCGGCAAGUAAGGCCGUUGACAUUUCCAAAGACAAGGGCGGCCCUUCUGAGGCCAAGUUUCUGGUCCGCUUCUUAGAGGGUAAGCUGAGGUUGGGGUUGGCUGAGAAGACUGUCAUUGUUGGCCUUGCACAAGCGGUUGUCACUCACGAAACGGCCCAAAAGGGCAAUAAGUUGCCAUCUACCGAGCAGCUUGCAAAAGGCGAGUCUGCUCUCAAGCAAGUGUACAGCGAGCUCCCCUCUUACGAAGUCAUCAUUCCGGCCAUGCUUGAGCAUGGCAUAUCCGACCUUCACGAGUCUUGCAAACUUCAACCAGGAGUGCCUCUUAAGCCGAUGUUGGCUAAGCCGACCAAGUCCAUCACCGAGGUGCUUGACCGAUUCGAAGGCAAGAACUUCACCUGCGAGUACAAAUACGAUGGAGAACGAGCACAAAUUCACUACGUGGCGCCUGAAGCUGAGUCCAGCUACCCUACCGCCGAGAACACUUUGGUAAAGAACUCGAAAGCUUUCAAGGGACUUGCUUCGAUAUUCUCACGCAAUUCUGAAGACCUAUCUAAGAAGUAUCCUGACAUUCUCGAAAAGCUUGAUACCUGGAUCAAACCAACCACAACUUCAUUCGUCCUGGAUUGCGAGACUGUGGCGUGGGAUCCUCAAAACAAAAAGGUGUUGCCCUUCCAGCAGCUUAUGACCCGUAAGCGCAAAGAUGUCAAGACUUCUGAAGUUACAGUGAAGGUGUGUGUCUUUGCUUUCGAUAUGCUCUUCUACAACGGCGAGCCUCUUGUCAAGAAGUCUCUUCGCGAGAGGCGCGACCUGCUACACGAAGCAUUCCAGCCUAUCGAGGGCGAGUUUGCCUUUGCGCAGUAUGAUGACACAGCAGACAUUGAGGAGAUUCAAACUCUACUUGAUGAUUCGGUCAAAGCCUCUUGUGAAGGCUUGAUGGUCAAGAUGCUUGACACCGAUGAGUCUGGAUACGAGCCUUCCAAGCGCUCCCGAAACUGGCUCAAGGUCAAAAAGGACUACCUCUCUGGCAUAGGUGAUUCACUCGACUUGGUUGUCCUCGGUGCCUAUUACGGCAAAGGCAAACGCACUUCCUGGUACGGAGCUUUCCUCUUAGCAGCUUACAACCCCGAGACGCAGAUGUUCGAGUCCGUGUGCAACAUCGGCACCGGCUUCUCCGAGCAGCUCCUUGAGGAGCUCCACGAGGAGCUGUCCGAGAUUGUCAUCGACAAGCCAACAUCCGACUACUCGCACAGUAGCGUCAAGAAUGACCAGCCCGACGUGUGGUUCCAGGCCAAGUAUGUCUGGGAGGUUAAGACUGCUGACCUCACCCUCAGCCCGCGGUACAGAGCGGCAAUCGAGGAGAUGGGACUCGGCAAAGGCGUCUCCCUCCGCUUCCCGCGUUUCAUCAAGAAGAGAGACGAUAAGAAGCCCGAGCAAGCCACCAGCAGUGACCAGAUUAAGGAGAUGUACCAGGCGCAAGAGGCGGUGACGAAAGAGCAGAAGACCGGCGUGGAUGAUGAGUUUGAGUACUAG